AUGGCUCCAGCUCAUUCUCCAUGUUGCAACAAGUCCCAGCCAUUGCGUGGUCCCUCUCAAGCGCUCACCGAUGAUACUUUGCUCGGGUGGCCGCCACGAGUUCCUCCUUUAUCAGGCACAUGUGUUGUUGCUGCCAGAGAGAAUCUGGAAGUCUUUGAUAAUGGUACCUUGGGAGGUAUUCGUAGUAGUAGUAAUCGGUACGGAGCUGUACUCGUGCCACAAGUCCACCGCAACGUGGCCGGGGACCUGCGCAAUGCCUCGUGCGAACAAAGCCCGCACGGUGCUCCGCAACGGGCCACGCGUGACAACUUUGCACACUCCCUCUCAGCAGACGUGAAGCCCGAAAAGGGUCCAGAACUGGCUUGGCUGGGCUGCACGCACUAUAUCGAGUCCCUGUCGAUUCGAGUAUCUGUCCUCGGUCGUACUCGUUUUCAGGUCGAGUGUACUGUGAUGAACCAGAACUCGAAUCCAGGCGGCACGCACCUUGAGGGCCGUGCCUAUGUACACUCUAGCGCAGUGGCCCAGCACACCUGGGCAGGUACUAACUGCACGGCGUGCUGUAGCGCCCUCUGGCAGCAUCGCAGCGCCUUCAAUGGGACGCAGGCUAGCGGGCUAGUGCGCUGCCCCACCACCCCCGGCGCCGCUGCUGGCAGGCAAGCAGGCUCUCGUGGCUCGUCCGCUCCUGCUUCCAGGCACUACUAG
Molecule: messenger RNA, 702 nt
Organism: Trichoderma reesei QM6a
Lineage: Eukaryota; Fungi; Ascomycota; Sordariomycetes; Hypocreales; Hypocreaceae
Exons: 4
Coding region: 1-702 (233 amino acids)
Source: RefSeq, a predicted model, not a curated record